This is a messenger RNA of Siniperca chuatsi (mandarin fish), 3760 nucleotides long. It is a transcript of the gene inpp5e, whose product is annotated as inositol polyphosphate-5-phosphatase E. The record is from RefSeq and is a predicted model, not a curated record. NCBI's taxonomy places the organism in Eukaryota, Metazoa, Chordata, Actinopteri, Centrarchiformes, Sinipercidae. Bases 676 to 2610 code for a protein of 644 amino acids. Gene Ontology annotation, molecular function: inositol-polyphosphate 5-phosphatase activity. Gene Ontology annotation, biological process: phosphatidylinositol dephosphorylation. The transcript is spliced from 10 exons.
ACGUGAUAACAGUAAAAUAACUACACACAUUAUCUCUAUUUAUUUAUACGAUCUUAUAAACGUUUGCUUUAAACGUUAGCUCAGCUAGCCUGUAUAUCGCUACUGGUUUGCUACAUUUUAUAGCUUUGCUAACUAAAGCUACUGAAGGGUCAUUAGCUAGUAUAAGUCACCUAGAGGGUUAGCUAAUGUUAACACUAUAUGUAACCUAAGCCUGAAUUGUUGGUUGGAUGAUAGGUUAGCUAGUUAGUAGAAAUCACGGCGCUUUUGUUAAGCAACAACGGGACUUUCGAUUCAGUCUUGGUUUCUAACUUAGACGGCUAAGGCUAACAUUAAUUAGCUCACGCUGCUAGUAUUCAUUUAACUAGUUAUAGUUGUUAGAGGUCACAAUGCUAGCUAUCCCUAACUAAUGCUGCAUGUUUAACGAUUGUUGCUGAUAGCUACGUUAACAGUGCCCUUAAUUGCUAAUGAUAAAAAAUGAGCUACAUAACGCUAAACAGGUGAUACAGUUAACUGAUAAACAAACUCUCCUUGUAUGGUCCACGUGGCUAAACUAUUUCAUUUUAAGGCCGGCAUUUCACUGAAACAUUUUCUGCCCAAUAUGUUCAGGUGUAUGUCAGUUAGCAAUGAGAAAGCUCCAUCCAUCUGACCACACCUGAUCCCAGACAUGACGAGAGGAUGACUGAGAAUGGAGAGGACAGCCCCCUCCAUCAGUCCUGUGAGGCUCCUGGUAAAGGAGAUUCAGUUGUCAAUGACAGUAGGGCACUCAAGACCUCCUUAGUAGAUGCCAUACCCUGCAAGGAGCACAAUGAUCCCCUUAAACCCACUGCUAGAAACGCAGAGGGAGAGGUAAUUCCCUACCAGCCUCGGCCACCCUACCUACCAAGGCUGUCAAAGUCCAGCAGAAGUGGCUCAGUGGACGAGACUGUGAGAACCAGGAGGCUGAGAAACAGUCAGGAGAGUCUGAGUGACCCGGCUGAGACUGGCUCUUCCGCAGACUCGCUUAAAGAGGACCAAACAGUUCCAGCUCAAGGUGAGUUUGUUCUCAGUGGUGCUGCCACCAUCAGGAAUGACCAGGACUCCAACGUGAGACCCCUCUCUGCUGUUACAAGAGGAGCCCCAGUCUUCCGGGACGGAGGGAGCAGUCUCUCUGACUAUGAAAGGAGGCCCCCCAGCCAGCAGAGCGACCCAACAGACAACCAGGUGAGGCCCACCAAGAUGCGUCUGUCUCCGGUGCAACCCACAGGGCCGCUGCCUGUUCUGGAGAAGAGCUUUGCGUCAGCCACUUUAAGGGCGGCUAAUAGGAUUGACCGGGAUUGUUUGGAUUAUGCCAUGUUAGCCAGAGAGAAUCUUGAGGAGAGACUCCACAGGAACCUGAGCGACAGCCGGCUUCUGGAGAACAUGGGGUCGGAUAGUGCCUCUGUCAACUCCAUGAGGUCCACUUACAGCGUGCUUAGCCCCAUCAGACCCCAGGAUGUGAGGAACAGGAGCUUUCUGGAGGGCAGCUUGCUGGGAAGCGGUGCCCUGCUCGGGGCAGAGGAGCUGGACCGCUACUUCCCCAACAGGAGAGUGGGCAUCUACAUAGCCACUUGGAACAUGCAGGGAGAGAAGGGGCUGCCAGCCAACUUAGAUGAUCUCCUCCUUCCAACAGACUCUGAAUUUGCACAAGACUUUUAUAUUAUUGGGGUCCAGGAGGGCUGUCCUGACAGGAGGGAGUGGGAGACCCGUCUUCAGGAAACUCUGGGACCUUACUAUGUCAUGCUGUAUGCAGCAUCACAUGGUGUUUUGUAUCUCACCGUAUUUGUCAGACGAGACCUCAUCUGGUUCUGCUCAGAGGUGGAGCAUGCCACAGUCACAACCAGGAUAAUCUCACAGAUCAAGACCAAAGGGGCUGUGGGAAUUGCUUUUACCUUUUUUGGCACUUCCUUCCUCUUCAUCACAUCUCAUUUUACCUCUGGAGAUGCCAAGGUUUACGAGAGAAUACUAGAUUACAACAAGAUCGUCGAGGCUCUGGCUCUUCCAAAAGGCCUUCCAGACACCAACCCUUACCGCUCCACUCCAUCUGACGUCACCACAAGAUUCGAUCAGGUCUUCUGGUUUGGAGAUUUUAACUUUCGGCUGGGUAAGGCCCGGGUCGACGUGGAGACCAUCAUCAACCGCACAGUAGUAGGCUGUGAUAUGGGCUCUCUGUUGGAGCACGACCAGCUCUACAAGGAAAUGAAGGAUGGUUCAAUCUUUAAAGGCUUCCAAGAGGCACCAAUACACUUCUUCCCCACAUACAAAUUUGACAUCGGCUGUGAUAUCUACGACACUACUUCUAAACAGAGAACGCCUUCAUACACAGACAGGAUUGUGUUCAGGAACAGGCACGCUGAUGACAUAAAAGUGGUCAAGUACACCAGCUGCUCCGGCAUCAAGACCUCAGACCAUCGGCCCGUCAUCGGUGUCUUCCAGGUCAAACUCAGGCCAGGCAGAGACAAUAUUCCCCUGGGUGCGGGACAAUUUGACCGAGGCUUGUACUUGGAGGGCAUCAGGAGGAGGAUCACCAGGGAGCUGAAGAGGAGGGAGGCCAUGAAGAACCAAAGUAGCAGCACCAUCUGCACCAUCUCCUAAACUCUUAAAAUGAACUCUCCAGACCAGACUGGACUGGAUCAAACUGUGCCAGAAACUGGACUGUAAAACCAGGCGGGCAGAAAAGGACCAAAAAGGAAACCAGAGUUGUCUUAACUACAGAGAGCCAAGUGCUGGCUGUGGUAACUGAGCAGACGGCGCCCUCUGUUGGGCAUUGUUGGGAACGGUUUGUGUGUGUCCUGGUGAAACUGGUCAAGGGAAGUGGCUGGCUGUACUUGAGGGCAGGGACCUUCAGGUCAGACAGACAGAGAGAGGUUUGAAGACACAGCAGUCUAGUAUUUACUCAACCCCCUCUACUCAAACAUGACUGAGACACAGAGGGAAGAGGGGCCACUGUUGUGGCUUACAAUUCAGUCACAUGCUGAGUGUGAACUGAUCUAACCUUAAAGGCUCUGUGUGACUGCAUUCAUUUAGUCAUUUUUUUGGAGGUGUUUAAAAAGCAUCAUGAACCCCAAUGUUACGUUUUUAUGAAUGCUGCGUCAGUGUUCAAAAGCCUUGUGAGUUUGUUAUCAAACAGCUUACCAAGCUUAAUUGCGUUUUGGUGGCACAUAGGUGCACUUUUUAAAUGUCGUUUAGGUGUCAGUGAUUGGUCGAUUUUUAACUUGAAUUUAGUUCUAAGCUGAAUGUUUUGUUGGUGAGAUACAGUGACUGAAGAAGGGAGCUGUUCUGUCGUGAGGUUAAUAUAUAAUUUAAAGAGCAUGACAUGAUAAAGCUACAGUCAGGAGGUCGUUACUACUUGUUACAUGCUACUGUUGAAUUUCAGGGAGAUCAAAUGUAUUUGACAGCUUAUAUUUAAUUUUUUUUAAGGAACUCACCUACUAUAAAAUAGAUGGAGCAUUUUAUUUUUGUUAACGCCACUCACUUACUUUUCCUCUUAUUAGGCCAAGUGAUCCUUUGCAACAGACUGUAACUCAAUGCCUUACCUCUCAUCUUACUGCUUUGUAAACCUCAUAUAUUCUAUAAACUGUCCAUGUACUGUAUGUACCACAUUAAUGAGCUUGCAUUCCCAGCAUCAAGAGCAGUCUGCUCCAAAAGAAGUGCCUGUGGGUCUUGUUUCCAUUUCUUCAGGACCUAUAUCUUUAUACAUCUUUUUAUAUGUCACCUAACAUCCCGUAAUAAAUGCUUUAAAACA